UCUUGGUUGAGAAACCAAACGCACAAUCAUGGCUACCCGCCUGUUUCUUGUUCUUUUGUGAACCAGAGUAAGGUGUGCAUACUUUGUAAUUGGUCCGUUUUGUUUGUUAUUCUGUGCAUAUGAUGCAAUCUCUGUGGCUUUCUUCUUCUUCUUUACUGCGUUUUCUUUACCGCAGCGUCAGACGAAAAGACAAAUUUUAGCCAAGAAUGUCAAGGUCCAUAUUCCGCGCAGUUCAUUACAGUGCGGGUCCAGAAGUGGGUCGCUUUGAAAUGGCCGUGAUUAAAGAGCUAAUUUAUCAGUUACACAGUGUAACCCCGACGAUCUUUUCUGCAGCGUGGUCAACAAGAGAACAAAUACUGGGAGGCGCCAUUCGUUGGUUUGUUUUUUAUGGCGAUGACUCCCUAUUUUUAAAUACAUAUCUAUAUUUCCAUGCAGCGGUGUACCUCAACAAGUCUUAUUCUUGGAAUACUUUUGUAGCGACAACAGCUAGCCGCCAAACAGGGCGAGAAAAAGAUGGCCUUUGGUUAUUACGGCCCGUGGAACUAUCUAGAAUCAACAAAACCAAUUGUUGUCGUCAUCGCCAAUUGGAAUGUUGACUUAAGUUACCUAGGAACAUGCGCAUUUAACUUAAUAACAUGGGAUGAUUCGAGUUGUACAACGCUGCAUCACGUUUCCCGGGUUCAAGUGUAGUUUGCGGCCGUUACACUGAGCCUUCUAGCUGCUUUUACUGCUAAAACAACCGGUGAUUUAGAUAACCGUGUUGAUCAGAAAGGCCGUCCAGGCAUGUGAGUGACGAGGGAUUCCAGCUGAGCUCCGUUCCUUCUGUGUUGUAUGGAUGUUAUCAAUAACGCGGCCUUCGAUUACCGCGCGACACAAAAGGUGGCCGCCGCGUGUUCAGCCGUCAGGUAUCCGGUAUUGUCGGGUCAGCCGUACGACAAAACGGAGCGCACCAGACCGAUGUUAGACGACACGGGGGUGACAAGUCUGAGGGCUUUUCCUUUCUUCCAGGUGUGAGCAGGGGAAAAUGGAGGUCGGGACAGCCUAGUGAAAGGAGCCGUCAGAGCAGGUAACAUUGCCUGCUAAGAACCAAUUGACAGGACUUAGGAACCGUUACGACGAAACACAAGAAUGCCGGGAAGCUACCAGACAUCUAUCAUGAAAGCAGCUUUCGGCUGAGUCGUGACUAUGCAAUAGGUUAUUUUAUGGUGUCAGUCAGCUGAUUGAGGAACAACCUUUUACCGAGUUUGUGUUCGUGCGGGAUAAUUAUCGACUCCAGCACAUCUUUGUUUACAUUGAAGUCCCGCAUUUACCGUGGUCCGUGCAUACAACCUGUUGUCCUUUCCAUGACCCAGGGGCUCUCCAGAUCUAGAGAGGACGCUUCAAAACCCAAGUUGGCAUGUACGCAUUGCAUGCAGACCUCCAUUGCCGAGUUACAAGUCACGGGCACUUGAACGCUGGGUUUGGAACUUGAUAUACGGCAUCACUUCACACCGACAUUCCGGUCGAGGACUUACUAAUCGUUCUGACGAGAAAGGAUAUUUAUUCUUCGCCUGAGGCCUACCGACUGAACUACACGUAUCUCCGACUGGAGUAAGUACGCCCCAUUUACGUCGCACAAAGCCACCUGUACUCGUUCGACACUUUGUUUCCCGAUUCUUCACUAUAAAAGACUAAAUGUUUUCGUAACCAACUAAAGACUACGGCUGCGAACAAAGACAGUCCGUGUGCUGAAAACACGGGGCACGGCAAAGCACCUUAACCUGUCACUCUGAUAUCGCUGAGAACGCGUCGUCCAUUCACGGAUUUAAGUCAAGAACACACAGUGUUUUUCUGAGCCAAUUUUCUUCUCACUGAGGUCCCGACUUCGCAUUAACAACUUAAGGCUGAUUUACUGCCGCGGUGUGACAGUUCGCUUUUUUUGUGUCAUAAGAAGCGUCAAGUUUGCUUGGAAAAACGUCAACGCACCUGUCAGCGACGUGAAUGACUCCACAGUCUGACUUGUCGGUCACUUAGCUACCUGGAACGGGAUUUUAUACCGCCGCACAGCUGUGUGUGACUGUUGCGACUUGUGCGAACCCCACACCUUGUUGAUACUCGGGCGGUUUAGUCGCAGGGACCCAUCGCCGCAGAGAGAAAGCGUGUGUACCCCACCCGUACCCAGACGGCUCUCAUAGAGUAAACCCAACCCGCGCGGUCCAUAUCAGGUGAGAGAGUACCGGCGCUUAGAGGGGUCAGAGGGGUAGCGUGAGCAAAUACUGAAACAGGCGCGUAACUCGUGUGGUGGGUUCGUGUUUGCCGCCAUGGAAGAGGCCAAGAGAGAGAACGGCAACGGUGAAAAGAACAUGGCCGACGACAUCGCGUUGAGUCUGAAAGGUCUCCACGUCACCAAGACGAAGAACAGAGAGAUGACUGCGAGGAACAGGUCACUAGAGAACCUACUUCAGUCCAAGGAGAAGGCGCUGAAGAAAGUUGAGGAGGGCAAUAUCCGUGCCAUUAACCACAUCCAACAGAAACUGCUGCAGUCUCUUGAGAUCGACAAAACGCAGAGUAUGGAAGACCUUCGGACCUUACAGCACGUCAACCGGAUGAGCCUGGCGCCCCUGGUUAGCAGGGCGGUGGGAACACUUGAAGACGAAACCCCGGAGGACUCCCCGACGGGAAGCGGAGACCAGUCGCCGAGAUCCGGUGGGUCUACCCCGGGGUCAUCGACCCCCACCACCCCUCGACGGCUCAAGCCCCUGACGCGAACGGUGUCAGACGGACCUGUCAGCAAACGGCUGUCACGAAAGCUAGCCCUCCAAGAGGACAUGUUUCGACUACCACCUGUCAACAAGCAUAUUGAACCGCUUAGGAAACGUUCCUACUCAGACUCUGCCUCUUUACCGAGCCCGCCUGCCUUCCCGAGAGGACUAAAUGAUCGUUCACCUGUACCGACCCCUCCGGCGUCGCCUCGCCCGGCCUCCGCGUCUCCUCGCCGGGCGGGUCCUCUCGGGUCACCCCGUUCUCAGGCAGGGUCGAACCCGUCUUCUCCGCGCCAGGUGUCGCCUUCUCUAUCUCCGCGAGAUGCUCCGGUAUCCUCCUCCCCACGUGCUGCUGAAAACAGGCCGGCCUCUGCAAGCGCCCACCCUCCGCCUCCCCCCAGCACGCAGGGGUGGACUUCCGCGGCCAACGUUAGACCGAUGUCGGCCAGUCCUCGGGGCCGGCCUGGAUCGGCCAGUCGCCCGGCCAGCGGGAAGCCAAGAGCCAUCCUCUUACAUUCCAACUCAUCUCUGUUACUAGAUGCUGUGUCCUCUCCGCGUCUGCUCAGAAGAGUCAACACAGCCCCUCCCCACAGACUCAUACCGUCUCUCAAACCUCAAGACUCUUCACACUCUCCACGUGCAGAUGACGCCGAACAGAAAGACGAUCACAUUGAUGCGACGUCGCCGAAAGUCGUCCGGAAAAGCCAGGCGCCGCCGUCCUAUAUGCGCAGCACGGGCUCGAGCCGCUGGAAGUGCCGGCGGAUCCGGCCGGCCGACGUGUACGCCAGCGAUUCAUCAGACGACGAAGAGGACUCGCGAACAGCUACAUUCACCAGGAUGAUGCCGCUAUACCUCAGUCAGCAAGGGACGCCGCUGGUCAAGAGAGACUUUUCCGUCAAACCAAGCGAGUCGGGAGGCAUGAGGGAUAGUUUUGAAGAGUUAAAGACGUGUCGGUACCUUCGGAAAGGAAAGCAAUGACACAGAAGACUUGAACCCAGAGCAGACAUGAUAGUAUGACUCCUUUAAGACUGUUUGCAGUGCAUAUUUAAACUGAGAAAAAAGACUCGUGCUUUCUGAUGCCGCAAGUGAAAAUGUCCGAAGGACUUAGUCCCUCAAGUAAUACGUAAGUUUCAAUUAUUCAGAUUACUUCUUACACAAUGAUGUAGUGUUAAGGUGAUACAGUGAG
Molecule: messenger RNA, 3927 nt
Organism: Branchiostoma belcheri (Belcher's lancelet)
Lineage: Eukaryota; Metazoa; Chordata; Leptocardii; Amphioxiformes; Branchiostomatidae
Product: arginine-glutamic acid dipeptide repeats protein-like
Exons: 2
Coding region: 2301-3719 (472 amino acids)
Source: RefSeq, a predicted model, not a curated record